AUGUCAGUGCCACCUCCUGUUGUUCACACUUUUCCUCGUGUUGAUGACACUAUCUACCACUUUGAGCCGUCUGAAGGUUCAUACGUCUACGAAAAGAUGGAUGAAAUGAAAGAUCAAUUCCUUGAGCUGCGCAAAGAACUGAAAACUCUGAGAGGGAAAGAUUUUUUUGGGAAGAGUUAUAAGUACAAUGUGGAUAUAGCGACUGAUAGAGAUCAAUUGAGGUCGAUGUGUCAGAAGGACAAAGAGACAUUUAAAGAAUAUGCCCAGAGAUGGAGACAAUUAGCUGCUUAUCCGCCUCUUGAAGAGAAGGAGAUGACUAAGAUUUUCUUAAAGACGUUGAGUUCGUUUUACUACGAACUUAUGAUUACAAGUGCCCCCAAUGAUUUUACCGAAAUGGUAAACAUGGGGAUGAGGAUAGAAGAAAGAGUCUGUAAAGGACGUUUGACUAAAGAAGAGGCGUCAACUAGCAAGAAAUACAAUGUUAAGGAUAUGUUUCCCAUUGCAAAAAUUGACGAGUUAUUGGAUGAACUAAGUACUACAUCAAUUUUUAACAAAAUAGAUUUGCGUUCAGGCUAUCAUCAAAUUAUAGUUGCUUUGGAAGAUAUAGAUAAAACUGCUUUACUAUCUUUCGAAAUUCACUACGAAUUUCUUGUAAUGUCAUUUGAGAUUACUAAUGCCCUUUCCAUAUUUCAAUUAGCAAUGAAAGAUUUACCGGACCCUUACUUGCGAUGA
Molecule: messenger RNA, 732 nt
Organism: Lathyrus oleraceus (garden pea)
Lineage: Eukaryota; Viridiplantae; Streptophyta; Magnoliopsida; Fabales; Fabaceae
Exons: 3
Coding region: 1-732 (243 amino acids)
Source: RefSeq, a predicted model, not a curated record